UCACCCGUGAUUGGCUCGGGAUAAGAAAAUGUACAGCUUUAUCUCCGCGGGUCCGAGAAGCAGGUCGUGUGCGUUAUAAAUACAGCCUCCAAACCCGGUUAACAAAAUGAGCCGCGACCGGCCAUCGCUCUAUGCUAAACACUGCGAGAAGGAUGCUGCAGCAAGCUCUCAAAGUGUCCGGCCGGAGCGCCUCUCCCCUGGUCAAGUGGAUGGAGAGGUGGGUUGAGGGAACGACAGGCACCGGUCCGGUGGGGGGGACCACCAAGGGGCAGGCGGUGAAGACGUUGAAGGAUAUGCCCGGACCGUCUGUGACCAGCUUCGCCUGGGACCUGUUCGCCAAACGGGGGCUGUCACGGCUGCACGAGAUGCAGCUGGAGGGAGUAAAGCGCUAUGGACCCAUGUGGAAGGCAAGCUUUGGCCCCAUCCUUACGGUUCAUGUGGCUGACCCAGUGCUCAUUGAGCAGGUCCUGAGGCAGGAGGGCCAGCACCCUAUGCGUUCUGACCUCUCCUCCUGGAAGGACUACAGGAAGCUCAGAGGACACCACUAUGGACUUCUGACAUCAGAGGGGCAGGAGUGGCAGACAGUGAGAAGCCUUCUGGGGAAACACAUGCUGCGGCCGAAGGCAGUUGAAGCUUAUGAUCAGACCCUAAACAGUGUGGUCAGUGACCUCAUCAAUAAACUGAGGAUUCGCAGGAGUCGACAAGACCUCGUCUCUGACAUCGCCAGCGAGUUCUACCGCUUUGGCCUGGAGGGUAUUUCAUCAGUGCUAUUUGAAUCCAGAAUUGGUUGCUUGGAUAAGAUCGUCCCAGAAGAGACUGAGCGUUUCAUCCAGUCCAUCAACACCAUGUUUGUGAUGACACUUCUCACCAUGGCCAUGCCCAGCUGGCUGCACCAGCUGUUUCCUAAACCCUGGAACAUCUUCUGUCAGUGCUGGGACUACAUGUUUGACUUUGCCAGAGGUCACAUCGAUCAGCGUCUGACAGCUGAGGCUGAGAAGGUUGCCCGUGGGGAAAAGGUAGAGGGCCGCUAUCUCACCUACUUCCUUUCUCAGACUGGGCUGCCUAUGAAGACUGUCUACAGCAACAUCACAGAGCUGCUCCUCGCAGGAGUUGACACGAUCUCCAGCACCAUGUCCUGGUCUUUGUAUGAGCUGGCACAUCACCCUGAGGUGCAGGCCUUGCUCCGAGACGAGGUAUUGGGCGUGCUUGGGGGUCGGAGAAUACCAGUGGCAGCAGAUGUGGCCCAAAUGCCUCUCCUGAAGGCCACAGUGAAAGAAGUGUUGAGGUUGUACCCUGUCAUUCCUGCCAACGCAAGAGUCAUAACAGACAAAGACAUUGAGGUUGGAGGAUAUCGGAUACCUAAAAAUACUCUCAUUACCCUGUGCCACUACGCCACAUCACGGGAUCCUGCAGUGUUUCCAAAUCCGGAUGAAUUCCAGCCUCAUCGAUGGCUGAGCAAGGACCAGACUCACCACCCGUAUGCUUCUGUGCCGUUUGGGGUGGGAAAACGCAGCUGCAUAGGUCGACGUAUCGCUGAGCUGGAGCUAUACCUCGCUCUUUCAAGGAUCCUCUUAGAGUUCGACUUGAAGCCAGACCCUGAGGGGACUUCUGUAAAGCCCAUGACACGGACACUUCUAGUUCCUGAAAAUGUCAUUAGCCUCCAGUUUAUUGAACGAUGACCCACUCUCCCAAGCCGAUCUGUUACAAGAACAUGAGCCUCUUGGUAGCAGAGAGCACCAGCAGGCAGAGUUAUCACAGGAAUCGUGUGGCUGUUUGCACUCAGUGGAUCAUGUUAGAGCGUGGACCUUCAACCUUCCACCCAGCAAAGGGCCAAAGCCCUCCAUACCUGUCACCUAAUGUGCUGAGGCUGAUAUAUGGACAGGGACAAAUUAGUGGAAAGAUGAGCAGUGACUGCUCAGCACUGAGGCUUUCCACUAGGAGUGGUGUUACUCCAAAUUUAAAAUCGUUUUUUUUUUUUAAUCUUAUUAAAUCACCAUCAAGCACUUAUUUGCACUAGAGUCCAGAACAUACCAGGGAAAUCCCUUAGUAUAUUUCAACAAACAAUAUUCAGACUUUAAUUUUAACCCUUUAAAUGUUUCAUUUUAUGAUAUUUGUAGCCAUGCAUGGAGUUAAUGUUUUAGUGAAUCUGAUUAGGAACUGUGAUCCUCUGCACUCUUCACUCAGCUGUAUAAGCAAUUUUCUGUUUGUCCUUAACGUGCAAAUAUUUCAUUUCAAGAGCAAUUCUGUAUAUGUUUUUUUCCAGUAUGCUAAGAACACACGACAUGUAUCUGUAAGUAAAUAAAUCAGAGUAUUAAGAGAGUCUCAGACUGGAGCAUGGGCACACAGUUUCUGAUUUCUCCAGAUCCUACUGAGCAACUGUGAGAGAUAAAAUGUUAAGAAUAUUGAUCAGUGUAUUUUUUGAGGUGCUUAUGGUGAAAAAUGUUUACUGAUUUGUACUUUUAUAUGAAAAGGCAGCUGUUAAAAUGAUUCUGAUGUAGGAAUGCAAUUCAAAUCCCAAUCUGUCUGUAUUGUCUUUAAAAUGUAAAUGUAUGCCGCAAUCCAACUGUGCAGCACAAUGCAAACUUAUCUUUUUUAUUUACACAACUUACCCAACUGUAGUGAUGUACCAUGGAUGUAAAAAGAACUUUGUAUUUAUUAUAAUUUAACAUGUUUUAAAACUGUUACUGUAAAUGUCAUUAAAACAUU
Notolabrus celidotus (New Zealand spotty) is the source of this 2706-nucleotide messenger RNA. It is a transcript of the gene cyp27b1, whose product is annotated as 25-hydroxyvitamin D-1 alpha hydroxylase, mitochondrial. Gene Ontology annotation, biological process: cortisol metabolic process; C21-steroid hormone biosynthetic process; cholesterol metabolic process. Gene Ontology annotation, cellular component: mitochondrial inner membrane. The record is from RefSeq and is a predicted model, not a curated record. The transcript has 9 exons. NCBI's taxonomy places the organism in Eukaryota, Metazoa, Chordata, Actinopteri, Labriformes, Labridae. Bases 132 to 1679 code for a protein of 515 amino acids. Gene Ontology annotation, molecular function: monooxygenase activity; oxidoreductase activity, acting on paired donors, with incorporation or reduction of molecular oxygen; iron ion binding.